This is a messenger RNA of Necator americanus (New World hookworm), 2508 nucleotides long. RefSeq lists its product as uncharacterized. Gene Ontology annotation, cellular component: cytoplasm. The record is from RefSeq and is a predicted model, not a curated record. The transcript is spliced from 23 exons. The coding region runs from base 1 to 2508 and encodes 835 amino acids. Lineage: Eukaryota; Metazoa; Nematoda; Chromadorea; Rhabditida; Ancylostomatidae.
AUGAAUUCAAUUCGAUCUUCUGAUUUUCUUUCAUCAAUACUCGAUAAUAUGGAUACACUAACCGCACCGUGUUUUUCACCUUUUCAUACCUCACAUGACGACAAUAGGAAACAGGAUUCUCCAUUAAUCAACCUUCCAAGUAGUAUUCUAGACAACAUAAUCUCGCAUAUACCGCUUAAAGUUCGUACUCUGAUGGUGGCUCCAGCAUGUCGUGCCCUUCGAGAUAGUGUCUACCGUUCGAUAACAUCGGUAGCUUUCUAUAAAACACAACUGGAUGAGCUUAGUGAUACUAGGAUCAAGUAUUUCCUAAGCAUUCACGGUCACAAGAUCACUGCUAUUAACUUCGAUUUAUUCCGAUCAGUUGAGGACGUGGCUUGUACUCAAUGGAAUUGGCGUCAGUCUGUGAUUACCGCUGUGAAAAUGUGCAGCAACCUCAGGGAACUUGAUAUUCUUGUGUGUAAACGCCAUCGUCUGAGAGAUACAGAUUUGCUCACGAUAUUUCGCGAGUGUCCUCAACUACAAGUUCUUUGUAUUGACGCCCAAUAUCUGAGUGGACAUUGCUUUCAGGUUGCCCCUGUUGGUUUGCAGCGCUUAGAACUGGAGAUGUGUCUGCGCUUGUCGGAAACCGCAAUGAGAUCCAUAUUUUCGCGCCUGAAAAAGCUUAAGGUCCUUUACGUGUCUGAUCUUAGAAUCCUAAAAGACUCAAUCAUAUCAGGAUUAGUGAGCAAUUUGAAGAAUCUAAGAGACCUUUCUAUUAUUGCAAACCCGGAAACGCCAAACAUGGAACUCUCGGCUUCUGCUUUGGGACAUUUAGCUCGUCUUCCACGUCUUCAGAAUCUUUGCCUCGAAGGUUUGCCUGCGGUUACGGAUCGGUUCCUUGCUGAGCUGAGUGAUGUCACCAAUAAUGCAGCUGCGCGGACAAUUACUAGUCUUUCGUUGGCAUUUUGCUUCAAUUUUAGCUCAAUUGGACUUCAACGACUGGCCAGGAUGCCUAAACUGGACAGCUUGAAUCUUGACGGUAUCACCAAACGAGACAUCUCGUCUGGUCUCGAAAAGAUUGCUGUGGAAUCCCGACUUGUGCGCCUACUACUAGCCGAGGGUACCAAUGUUUCAUGUGAUACACUGAGGGAAGUUUGUAAAGUUUCACCUCAGCUACGCCUUCUAGAUAUCAGCAAUAACGAUGUUAUGACGGACUUGAAUGCGGCAAAUUCAUUGGUAGCUCAAUGGGUGAUUUCUGGUCGCCCACCUUUGACUGUUUUAACUAACAAACAUCUGCCAUGGGGUAUGAUAACUAUACCGCAGUCGUUCCCAGAGUCCACACCUCCAGUGUUCAGCGUGGUUCAUUUACACAGGAACACAGUGCCAAUGAACGAGAUACUUCCUGGAAGUGUACUGUCUGAAGAGAAUUCGUCUCAACUCCCACACGGUUUGCUACUAGCUCGCCUCCGACGUGGUAAUAGAUAUCGCCUUCUCCACUCUUUGAGAUCGCUCUCACAGGAAGGGGGUGAUUCUGAUGAUCAGAAGGAGAACUCAUGUUCACCUACACAUCAGCGACCUCUUCGCAAAGGAAAAUCUCCAAAAAGUCCGGCGAACGUCCCUCUUAUAUGCUCUCCUCCUCCAUUACCGUUGUUUGCUGGCCAGCAAACAAAUAUUCACAGCCCCAAUGCGCUUACCACUAGCCCCAUUAUUAAUCAAACAUCAGAUCUGGCAAAUUGUCUCGGUGCAUGUGCUCCAUUACAAGCACCGCAGCUAAUAUUGCCCGAGCUGUGUCCCGGAGCCUUCCCUUCUCACGAUCUUGGUCGUUUAGUCCCGUCCGAUACGCCGCUAGAACCGUGGAUGAUGUGGUUAGCCGCAAAUGCUUCGUACACUCCCUCAGCUCUAACAUUCACCGACCCGCUGUCGAUGCUCACAGCGGGUAGCGCCGGCGCUCCAAGACCUCCAGUUGAGAUUCCGCAGCAGCCACGUUUUCACUACACUCGUGGACCACGGAACAAGCGUCGCUCGAAUCCUCAGAAACACUCGCCGCAGGCGGCAGCACAGCCGGUGUCAUUUAGCCCUACGGACUUCCCACCGCUGCAAUUCUGUGGUUCGCGACCGACCAUGGACUAUCCUAUCGCUUCGUCGUCUAACGACUUUUCAUCGAUUGCGCGACGUCUUUUGCUCAAUAGAGGACCGUGCUCAAGUUCGCAUCCACAUGAGAAAGAUGCGGAUGAAGUAGCCAAUCGAAAGUCUCAACAACAUACUGUACAGAUUGUAAAUCCAGGGAACGAUAAGGCGGAUCUUCAUUUGACAGCGGAGCGGACUAGUCAGGAGGAUACGUCCGUCGCUAUUCUAAAAUCAGAUGUUACCGAGAACAAGCUACCCACAGAACAAACCGCAUCAUCCCAGGCAAGUGACGCUCAAAACAACAGUACUCCAUGCUCUGAUGAACCACCUUCUGCCUUACCUGAUUCCUCAGUAGCGAAGGACCCUGGUUGCAGUACACAAUCCGUUGAAGAAGUGAGUUAA